This is a messenger RNA of Akanthomyces muscarius, 648 nucleotides long. RefSeq lists its product as uncharacterized. The transcript has a single exon. NCBI's taxonomy places the organism in Eukaryota, Fungi, Ascomycota, Sordariomycetes, Hypocreales, Cordycipitaceae. The coding region runs from base 1 to 648 and encodes 215 amino acids. The record is from RefSeq and is a predicted model, not a curated record.
AUGACCGACAUCGCAACACCCAUCAUCCCCUUGGCCGCAUCACCGCCUCCUCGCCCGCUCAGCUUCAUGGUCCUCCCCGUCGAGGUGCGCCUCCAGAUCUACGGCUACCUGCUACAACUACCCCCCAUCGGCACCGCGCACCCGCACGACGAGUCGCGCGUGUCCGGCGCCAUCCUGCGCGCGAGCCGGCAGAUCCACGCCGAGGCCGCGGCCGUGCUCUACAGCGCCAACACGUUUGUCGCGCACCCCUCGCUGCUCGCCGACUUUCCGCGCCUGCGCCGCUGGUACGCGCCCGUCUGCGCCGCCGCGCUGCUGCCGCGCAUCCGACGCUUCCACCUGACGCUGCGCCUCGACUGCGAGGUGCCGUUUGACCGCCGGCGCGCCGCCGCCGCGUUCUCCGGCGCCGAGGCGCUGCACGUCCAGGUCACCCAGUCCGUCUUCCUCGGCGCCGGGCGCGACAACCUGCGCAAGCUCGAGGACGUGCGCGGCGUGCAGCGGCUGACGAUUCGCGGCAGCACGACGGGUUUCGAGGGCUACGUGGCGUGGCUGGAGCGCCUGAUGCAGAGCCCUCUGGGAGCCGAGGCGAUGGAGCUGACGCCGUGGGAGGAGGAAUCUGUCGCGGUACUCGGUGCGAGUAUAGUGACAUGA